AUCAUCAACUUCCUGAUCAACUGCUGUUUCUGGAAAGAAAUUUGAGUUGAUCCUAGUUUACAAAAUUUUACAUCAUGACAACGAUCAAUUACAGUAAAUGGGACCACAUUGAGAUCUCGGAUGAUGAAGAUGACACUCAUCCAAAUGUUGACACAGCCAGUCUCUUUAAGUGGCGACAUCAAGCCAGGAUGGAGAGAAUGGAGCAAUCCAAGAAAGAAAAAGAGGAGUUUGAGAAAGGUUACAAAGAACACCAGCAAAAGAUGAAUGAAAUUAAACAGAAAUUAAAAGCAGCAGAUCUGAAUAAUGACCAAGAAGCACAAAUUGCAAAGACAAAACUCUCAGAACUGGAGGAACAGGAAAGGAAAUGGAAAGAAAAAGAAGCUGAAUUAAAAAAGAAAGAUCAAUUAACUCCCUUAAAUAUUGACACAAUUUGCCAUGAUGGAAAAUCCAAAACAGUGAUUAACAAACCAGCACCAAAGAAAGAAUUAACAGAAGAAGAGAAAAGUAAAAAACAUGCAGAAUUUGUGGAGAAGCAUAAAGCAGAAGCCAAGAAAUUUGGGAUGCUGCGUCGAUAUGAGGACAGCCAGCAGUUUUUACUGGACCAUCCGGAGCUUGUGUGCGAGGAAACUGCAAAUGUUCUCGUCAUCUGGUGUAUAGACCUGGCCAUGGAGGAGAAAAAUGACCUGAUGAAUCAUGUGGCUCACCAAACAAUAGUGAUGAACUUCAUCAUGGAGCUCGCAAAACAGAUGGAUGUGGAUCCACGCAGCUGUGUUCGACCUUUCUUCUCAAGAAUAAAGCUGGGGGAAAAGCAAUACAUGGAGGCAUUUAACAGUGAACUGGAUGCUUUCAAAGAAAGAAUUACAAAGAGAGCAAAAGAAAAACUACAGAAAGCUAUGGAGGAAUAUGAAGAGGAAGAGAGACAGAAGAGGUUAGGGCCUGGCGGACUUGAUCCGGUGGAAGUGUUUGAGAGUUUGCCAGAGGUCUUACAGAAGUGUUUUGAAUCUAAAGACAUUGCGUCACUACAAAAGGCGAUCACGGAGCUGCCUGAGGAAGAGGCGCGCUACCACAUGAAGCGCUGCGUAGACUCCGGAUUGUGGGUCCCCGAGGCCAACAAAGGCCAGGAAACCGAGGGCAAGGAGAAAGGUGAGGAAGAGGGGGAGGGGGAAGAAGUGUAUGAAGAGGUGGAAUGAAGAGCUCCUCCCUCAAGGUCAAGGUUAAAAUCAGCAGCUGUCACAUUAACUACAAAACCAAAGUCUCUAGCACGCCUGACAUGUUUUUCUUCUUAGAAAAGUAUUAAUGAACAGAAUAUAUUACUUUUUCUUUAAAGUUAAUGCAUGUACAUGUAAAAAUGUAAGAGUGUGAUGUAUUUGACUUAUAGUGGUGGCAUUCAUUCCUUCAUUAUGGUAAACAAAGCACUGGAUUUUGUGAUAACAUUUAAUCUAAGCUUGUAUUGUAGUAAUUGAGUACCUGUGAAGGUUACGUGUAUGUACUUAGUUAAUGAUGUGAAAUUGUUACCUUUAUUUAUGUUCACUUGGUAGUUUUCUUUGUUAAGUACAAGAAUUGCAAAUGUAUAACAGGUAGCCUGAACAAAAAUAAUUGCUAACUCUGCAGUAUUUUGGAUGCCUAUGCAGGCUAAAUUUUGUUAAAUUAACAAGUAAAACUUGUUGAUAUUGAUUAUAUUAGGAAAGAUAAUUACAUGUAUGUAUAACAUUGACGUUCUCUCAUGUUCAUCUAAGUUUGUCUCCAUUUGUCAAAAACUAGGGUGAUGUCAUGUUAUGAUGGGAAAAAAACAAUUCUUUGUCACCCAAUGCAUUGUUGUUGUCCAUUUUAUCAUUAAUUCAUUAUAGCUGUCUACAGCAUGAAUUUUAUUAAUUUGAAAAUAAAUAACUCGUAUUUAUUAA
Molecule: messenger RNA, 1901 nt
Organism: Magallana angulata
Lineage: Eukaryota; Metazoa; Mollusca; Bivalvia; Ostreida; Ostreidae
Product: hsp90 co-chaperone Cdc37-like
Exons: 11
Coding region: 75-1190 (371 amino acids)
Biological process (GO): protein stabilization; protein folding
Cellular component (GO): cytoplasm
Molecular function (GO): protein-folding chaperone binding; heat shock protein binding; protein kinase binding
Source: RefSeq, a predicted model, not a curated record